AUGAGGUUUCAAAAUACCAUCUUGGUGCUCGCGUUAGCGGCGUUUGCAUCGGCACAGACGACCUCAGCAUGCACAGCUGGCCUGCCGUCUAGCUACCGCUGGACAUCGACCGGCCUCCUCGCCAAUCCAAAGUCGGGAUGGGUCUCGCUUAAAGACUUCACCACGGUUCCAUAUAACGGCCAGCAUCUCGUGUAUGCAACGACACACGACUCAGGAUCAAGCUGGGGCUCCAUGAACUUUGGCCUCUUUAGCAAUUGGUCCGAUAUGGCCACAGUCAGCCAAAACAAGAUGAAUGGAGCCACUGUUGCGCCGUCACUCUUCUUCUUUGCUCCCAAGAACAUCUGGGUCCUUGCCUACCAAUGGGGCCCGACAGCCUUCUCCUACAAGACUUCCAGCGACCCCACCAAUGCCAACGGGUGGUCCGGAGUCCAGACCCUCUUCUCCGGGACCAUCACAGGUUCUAGCACUGGCUGCAUCGACCAAGCUGUCAUUGGCGACGAUACGACCAUGUACCUGUUCUUUGCUGGAGACAACGGCAAGAUCUACCGCGCCAGCAUGCUCAUCGGAAAUUUCCCAGGCAGUUUCGGGACAUCAUCGACCGUGAUUAUGACCGACACAGCCAACAACCUGUUUGAAGCAGUCCAAGUCUACACAAUACAGGGUGAGAAGAAGUACCUCAUGAUCGUUGAGGCCAUUGGAUCAAACGGGCGCUACUUCCGCUCGUUCACGGCCACUAGUCUGGGCGGCACAUGGGCACCUCAGGCAGCAACUGAGAGCCAGCCCUUCGCCGGUAAAGUCAACAGCGGCGCGACCUGGAGUAACGACAUCAGCCAUGGCGAGCUGAUCCGCGUCAACGCUGACCAGACCAUGACGAUUGAUCCGUGCAACUUGCAGCUGCUCUACCAGGGACGAGCCCCUGGCUCUGGGGGCGACUACGGCAAGCUGCCGUACCGACCGGCACUGUUGACGUUGCAGCGCUAA
Molecule: messenger RNA, 981 nt
Organism: Lasiosphaeria miniovina
Lineage: Eukaryota; Fungi; Ascomycota; Sordariomycetes; Sordariales; Lasiosphaeriaceae
Product: alpha-L-arabinofuranosidase axhA-2
Exons: 1
Coding region: 1-981 (326 amino acids)
Biological process (GO): L-arabinose metabolic process
Molecular function (GO): alpha-L-arabinofuranosidase activity
Source: RefSeq, a predicted model, not a curated record